AUGCAGGAUUGCAAGGAAGCACCCCGAGGGCUACACGCCUCUGGUCUCCUUCACGGCGAUUUGGUCAAGGACAGUAUAUUGAUCACAAGCGAAGGGCUGAAAUUUAUUGAUUUCGAGCACUCAUCUGCACCCCCAGGUAAUGACCUCGAGCGCUGGAAUGCCAUGAAAGAGCAAGAACUUUGCAGCCUUGAAGCGGCUCUGCUGGAUACUUCAGGCAAGGGUCGGCGCUGGGACUAA
This is a messenger RNA of Capronia epimyces CBS 606.96, 237 nucleotides long. RefSeq lists its product as uncharacterized. The transcript has a single exon. The record is from RefSeq and is a predicted model, not a curated record. NCBI's taxonomy places the organism in Eukaryota, Fungi, Ascomycota, Eurotiomycetes, Chaetothyriales, Herpotrichiellaceae. Bases 1 to 237 code for a protein of 78 amino acids.